UAGCAAAUAAAGUGGGAGGGGGGGGAAGACUCUUCACUAGCACCAUUUAAUAUUUAUAAGAAAGCAAACAAUCAACACGUUAAUGGAAUAAUGGGUUAAUAAAACCUGUUGCCUGUAUUACAUAGCAAGCUCAUUUACUGAUCCACACUCUACACUACACAGUACCAAGCAUACAUUUUUAAAAACUAACUUGUACAUGCGUAACUUUCAUAUUUCUUUGUUAUUUCUUUUUAUAAUUUUAAACGCGAACGCGUAUGCAUCGAAGUGACAACUGCCACAUGAAAAUCGGCUACAACUUCUAACAUAGAAACCUCAGUUAAAAAAGGGAGUUUUAUUGGGAACCAGAAUCGAUUUUUUGAUAGAAAAGUGUGUAAAACUUGAUUCUACAUCAAAAUACAAUGAUUCUACAUAUAAAACUAUAUCAUGUUAAGAAAACAACAUUAUACGCAAACCAGAUUUUCACUUUGAAAUAAGUCGUUUUCACGUUGAUUCAUAUCACGUUGCAAGUAAAAUGGAAAAGGGGAUUUCAAACUAUCUACACCGCGGUAAAACGCCUUAACAAACGCGUGUUAUGAAUAAUGUUUUGAGCAGAAGCUUUUCUGAAUAUCGUAUUACUCCGCCCUGCAGCGCAAGCAAUAACGUGUAAAGAUACACUGCUGAAGUCUAUAUACUUCGCUCUGUUCGAAAAGCAAAGAUAUGCAGUGUAUAGAGAUGGAGCCAGUCUAUCAAAGACAAACCGAAGAUAACGGUUCAAGCAAAGAGCCAAAGAAACCGUUCUUCAAAAUCCUUUGCGUCAUCCUUGUUCUUUUAAUCUGCGGUAUCGCAAUUCUUCUUUCAAUAAUAGCUUUAAUAAAGGUAAGCGUGGUGAACAGCAUGGAUAGGAAAUAUUCAAUGGGCUUCAUAGGACAGGCACAAAAGACAGCCAGCAAUUACAGUUCACCAGACGAAACAACUAUGAGCGGAGGGGAAUCAGUUGAAAACAAAUUUCAAAAUAUAACCCUGCUGUUUAACAGUCAAACCAACGAACUAAACGCUUUCAAGCAAAACACGAGUUCGAUCUUUGUGGAUUUGUUCGCGAAAAUAACAAACCUAACCAAGGUGCUGGAUACGAGUAUUAACAACAUUCUACCCAAUGUGCAAACUAUGAAAGAAGAGCUGAGGAAUUUGUCAUCUCUUGCUCAAUACAAACGCAAGAGUAUUGAAGACGAUACAGCAAAGUUGAAAAAUAAAACUGAACUACUGGAAAGAGACGUAUCCUUCAUUGUAAACAGCAUUGGUUGGUACAGCAGUGCUAACGGUUAUAAAUACCACGUUAAAACUACCAAGUCAAACUGGGAUGACUCCAGACGUUACUGCAAGUCGUUAGGAGGCGACUUGAGUGCUGGAGGCAUGCGAAACGUAACUAGUCGAACAUUUAUCAUUCGUACUAUUCUUGUGCCUUUGGAUAUUCAGCAAAUAUGGAUUGGGUUAAACGAUAACGAUGCUGAUGGCGUAUGGAACUUUGUCGACGGUGUGGCAUCGAAUCAAAACAACACAGAUUAUGCUCCAAACGAACCGAGCGGUUGUUGCGGCACAAACGUGCAUUGUGCUAGUUUGUAUAAAAGCUUCAACUACAAAGUGGACGAUGCUGCUUGUGGGGCACAUUUUUCUGCUCUUUGCGAAAAACGAUGGCAAUAAAACCUUCAAAUCUUUUAAUAAUAGCGAGCAUGCGUAUGUAUAUCAAAGUCAUAAUGGUCCCUUUAAUGGCCGAAACAGUGUAUUGAGAAGGCCAUAAGGGACAUUACGGAAAACACUACUCAAAUAAAUUAAUCAGCUUUUACAAAAAAUAAAAAUGUCAUUUUAAAGAAGUAUUUUACCCGUGAGCAGGUGCAAACAUUUAAUCUUUCAAUACCUGUAAAACUACAAUGUGGGGUAAAGUGGGACACCACGUUGAAAUAUCGUGUAUAAUAGUAUUAUUCUGCAACUGUAUGUAAUCUAACAAAUAUAACUGACUGUGCUAGUUUCUUUACCACAUAAACUUUAUAUUCACAAAUUUAAAUCGGUAACAUUGUGCUUAUCGAAACCAUAAAUAAAGCCGAAUCGACCCUU
Molecule: messenger RNA, 2088 nt
Organism: Ciona intestinalis (vase tunicate)
Lineage: Eukaryota; Metazoa; Chordata; Ascidiacea; Phlebobranchia; Cionidae
Source: RefSeq, a predicted model, not a curated record